UGCAGUAGUCACGGGAUUACAGAGGACUGGCGGUGAACAUACUCCUCCUCCCUCAACAGGAACAUUCUGUCUCGGGACAGCCAUCUAAUUAAUAUCCGUGUGUGAUAUUGUGUCGUUAGUGUUGGUGUUUAUCUCCCCUUGCCUGUAACAGUCGUGCUGUGGCGCCACUGAACACAGCCCCACACCGCCCGCGGUCCCCGUGUCUUUAUCUACCUGCCACAGGUGUGUCGUGACCCCGCGUUCGUAACUCGUGCAGACCUCGCAACUGCCGCACCUUCCACUCAUCACACGUCAACUUCCCUCAACAUAUCUUACUCCUGGGUUUGUGGCAGAUGACUGAGGAAGUGUACAACCAAUGAGACUCCCGUUGCCGGGACUGUCGACGACACAAGAGAUCGAUGAUUGGGAAAGGAGAGAUUGCGUGACAAAAGCUCAGAGCAAGUCAAGUGAGGCGAUUGGAGGGGCGCUACGACCCACAUUCUCCGCCUCCCGUCCUCGGGCCUGUACCUGGCGGUGACUCAUAAAACAAAAUCGCGGGGAUAGGGAGUCUGGCCCAAUGUGAACAGCCCCACCCCAGCCACCGUGGAUUAUACACAAGUCAACAGUGUUGUGGUCUGUCAUCAGUUGACGCCGACAACCUCAGCCUCCCUAUCGACCAUUGUUGUUGGCGCAACACCACAACCACACGACAGCCAUGUUUACAGGGAGAACGCCCACAGACAGCGAGCAGGCAGCAACACACCCGACUGAUGUGGAAAGACUGACUAUGAUGUCAUCAAAUUCUUCUAGAAUGAGACAUGGGGAGGAGAGAAGGUAACGAGCUUGUGGAGAUACAAAACAUCGCGGGAAGGAAAUAAUCUUCUAGAGUUUUCUCAUCUUUCUUUCGCCAGCAUCGUGCAUGUGCAAGACUCCGCUUCCGUCCUCAUCCGACAGUCGUGGUGCAGGGCGCCUUCAGACCCUGACACUAGCAAGUGCCUUCUGUCUGUCCAUGGUCACUGAGGCAAUGAGUCAUCUGGGGUGUGUGAGUGGCUUGCUGGUACUAGUGGUUGCUGUCCUCAGUGCCCCUGGGCUGGUGGGGGGCCAGGAGGUGUGUUCAUCACGAGGCCUGGAGUGGAAGCCAGCGGCGCGAGUCCGCUUUGGUCUCAUCGUCAGCCUGCGCAAGGCGGACCGCAUGGGCUGCGGCAUCAUCUCCGAGGAGGCCCUCCAGCUGUACAUCGCCACACAGUGGGUGCUGGAGAAACUCAACAAAGACAACGGAAGUUACAUCCCCGGGGUGCAGUUUGGCUUUGAUUUGCUGGACGACUGCAGGUCCCCCACGCGCGCCAUGCAAUACGCCCUCGACUACAUGGACAUCUACAACCGCUGCGGCGACAACCAGUACAACACCACGCUGCGACUAGGUCUCGUGGGUCCAUCACGGAGCUCGACGGCGGAGGAAGUUGCAGAUGCCAUGCGGGGGUUUUCCGCCCCCAUCAUCAGUCCCGCCGCCACAGUCGCCACACUGACCACCGGGGACAUCAGCCACCCCAACUUCUUCCGCACUGUGCCCUCCGACAGGCUGCAGCUGGCCGCCAUCAUCCAGAUCCUCAAGCAACUGAGCUGGAGCUUCGUUGCGCUGGUGUACACCGAUGACGUGUACGGGACGACCGGAAGCCGCAUGCUGCAGGAAAUGGCGGUCCGCGAGCGCAUCUGCAUCAACACCAGCAUCGUCAUCACCAGCGACCCCGCCGUGAUGACGUCCGUCGUCAGCCAGCUCAUCGGCGUCCGGGCGCGAGCCAAGGACCAGUCGCUGGCGGUGGUGUACAUCGGCGCCAAGGACAAGGCCGAGAACCUCGUCUUCAACCUCAAGAGUCAGAGGGCUCUUGGCUUCCACUUCAUCUUCUCCGACAGCGUCAGCACCAACCUCGACGUCUUCAAGAGCGGACAGUUGCCCAACACCAACAUGAACCUGGCAGUUGGCAGCCUGACACUUGCUCCCUCUAGCGUCACUCUCAGGGACUUUGAAGACUACCUCAACCGGAAAUACACCAGCGUUCAUAACGGGAGCGACAACGACACCAUCAUUGCAUCCUACUUAAAGGUGUCUGGGUGGACGUGGCCGCUGCAGUCAGUGUCUCAGGUGUCGUUCGUGCCGCUGGCUGUGGGAGCUAUCUACGCCCUGGCGGAAGCCACGCGCCUGACGCACCAGGAGGUCUGUGGCAACGACCGCGGCGUCUGCGCCGCCAUGGUAACCGCUGUGGCAGAGGGCGCUGUGCUGCGCUACAUGAAGAACCUCUCAGUGAAUUUUAGUGCCAUGAAUGCUGACGUGGCUCCCCAAGAGUUCCGGAGAAUCGGUUACAUCCUCGAGUUUGAUGAAAAUGGCGAUGUCGUUCCCAGCGGAGAAUUUCCUGAUUAUGUUGUGUAUUCCUACAACAACGAGCUCCCCCAGCCAUUACUCAAGGUGGGCAACUACACAGGUGGCAAGCUGUCGCUGGACACGUCUCAGGUGAAAAUGCUGACCACCUACAGCCAGGUAGUUCAGCGGGUGCAAACGUCAGUCUGUGCGGGGGAGUGUGUUGAGUGUGCCGACAACGGAAAGAUACCUGUGGCUCACCUCAACGGGUCAGCAGUCAUCGUCGGCGUCUUCUCCGUCCACGUGCGCCAGGGAGACUCGCCCUUCAAGUGCGGCCACUACAGGAACGUGUCCAUCGACCCCAUCGUGCUGCAGGCCUUCCUACACAGCGUGCAGCAGCUGCGGGCCUCCACUGGAGUCGACUUUGGAGCCGUGGCCUUUGACGACUGCUACAGCCCACUGCGCAUCAACACCAUCCUCUCCACCUACCUCUCCCAGCACGUGACUGAAGAGCAGUGCGGCUUCAGUGUCUGCGUGGAUCCAGACCAGGUGGUCGGCGUCAUCGGCAGUCUGUCCAGCGGCUCCACCAUGGCCGUGGCCGACUUCUUCACACCUUUGCGGGUCCCUGUCAUCUCCUACGCCGCCUCCUCGCCCGACUUCGACGACAAAGUCAACUUCCCCUUCUUCCUGCGGACUGUGCCCAGUGAUGAUGAGCAGGCCAAGGCCAUGGCAGCGGUUAUUGAGGAGAUGGGCUGGAGCUACGUGGGCCUGCUGUAUGUCAACAACAACUACGGCACCAAGGGGGCCUUGGCCUUCCAGCGGACGGCCGCCGCGCGCGGCAUCUGUGUGGCUGACCCUGUCAUCAUCUCGGAAAACCCCAGCAGCGUGGAUGAGAAGGACCUGUACGACGCCUUCAUUGCACUCAUCGAGAAAAAUGUCAAGGUUGUCGUCUUUUUCGGCAUCGACACGCGCAUGGCGGACUUCCUGCGGCUGGUGGAGUCACGUGGUGAGUUUGGUCGUCUGCUGUUCCUGGCCAGCGAGGAGUGGGCCAGCAAAGACGACGUCCUCAACGCCGGACCCAAGGCAGCGAGAGGAUCCAUCACCAUCAAGGUCAACAAUGUCGACACCAACCCUCAGGAUGAGGACUUGCUCCGGAAGGAGCUGCUGCAGAAGGUUCCCAGUAGGGACGACCCCAACCCCUGGUUUUCCGAGUUCUGGCAAAACUUCUUCGACUGCAACAUCCCAGGCGGCUUCAACAAUGUCUUCUCCAAGGACUGCAACCCGACAACCAGACUGUCGAGUACAGAGGUCGCGAGACUCCUGUCGGACCAGCGCGUGAAGCACGUGAUGAACGCCGUCAGUGCCCUGGGCUGGGGGCUGCACGCUGCCAAGGACGAGUUCUGUGAGGACAAGUUCCCUUGCUCCUUCCUCAGGAACGCCAAGUAUGCAACAAAGGUGUUGGACAGCAUCAAGUCGCAGGUGGUCACAGUUCACUCCCUUAAAGAAAGUGUCUUUGACGACCGUGGCAACGGUGACAUCGGCUUCAGCCUCUUCAACAUCCAGAAGGAUGACUUAGGCUACACCUACAAACUAGUGGGCUCCUAUAUUCCGAAGCAAGGGCUGCAGCUGCAGAAGGAGGACUUGCGGUUCUACACGGAAACCGGAAGAGAGACGAGUCAGGUGGAUGCGCAGUGCUCGGGUACAUUGUGCGAUCAUUGCCCUCAGCAGCUCACCGCCUCCUCCCCCGCACCCCAGGACCAGACAGACAAGGGAGAGCACAUGCAGAUGGCCAUUCUCGUCAUCCUCGCUCUGCUGCUCGUCGUCUGCCUCCUUCUCGUCUGCGGCCUCGCUUUGAGCUGCGCGUACUUCCGGCGGAAAGUGCAGGGCCUCACCAAGCAGCUGCAGGAGCAGAAGAGCGAGCCGGUGUACCACGCGGUGCAGGAGCGACAGGUGUACGGCAACGUGAUGGGGGACAUGACCAGCGUGCCGCUGCCACAACCACAACCACAGUACCGCCACGACGACAUCCGCUUCGUCAACAGCCGCUCCAACAGCCCGGCAGACACGCUGGACGGUCGUUACAACCCGGCCUUCACCCCGGACGGUUAUCAUCGCUCUUCACAGGCACUGAUGACGCAGAGGUCAGUCGCGCCCAGCGACCACAACGCCACGACGACGACACCCGCACCUGGCACCGCACCCGAGCUGCCCGUCCGACAGAGCAGCAUGGCAUCGGUCACGCGGGUCAAGGGCCCCACCGCCAGUGAGUCCGAGAUGUCACAGCAUCCCUACGAUGAGAUGAACUCCACGGCCUCGGAAAACGCCUUUCAGUCUGGAGUAGCCUCCCCUGCGAGAACCACCCGAGUCCCAACGUUCCCGAUGACCUUUCAGAACCUAGAAGCCAUCCCCCUGCAAGUUAUGGGCCCUGCCAACACCCCGGAUUAUCGCCAGACUACCCCUCCGGACUAUCGCCAGCAGCUAGAGAGCCCGCAGUAUCACCAUCAGCAGGUCCUCAUUGGAAAUCACAGAAGCCCACCCCGUCAGGGUUCAGAGGUCAACUCUAUCCAGUAUUUCCAGAUGACGCCGACUGGGCAGCUGGAGGAGAUGGAGGGAGAUGAAGGCGGAGAGAUUAUGGUAGACACCUACAUGCUGCCAUCCCAACCAGGGAUGCAACCUGGGCAAGGGACACAACAUCUACAGGUCUUCCGCAGGCAGAGUUUGUCCCCCGUGUCGUACAGCGAAUCAUCUAGAAGCCUUCUCCUGAACCCAGACGCUCGAGACUUGCUGCUUCAGCAGCUGUUAGUGGAGAAGCUGGCACAGUUGCAGCAACAGCAGAACGGAACGCCUGGAGCAUCAGGCACCCCCUCCUCCAGCAACGAUGCCGCCCACCCCGGGUGCCCCACACAGCGCCCUCCUCAGCACCAGUUCCCGCCCUCACGCAGCGAGCUACAGCAGCAGGAGAGUGUGGGGGCCAGCACGCUGUACCCCUCCUCCAGCUCCUGCAGCAGCGACAGACCGCAGCAUCAGCAGCAACCUAACGCCCUCUACACGUCGUCCUCCAACAGUCGAUCGUUCUCUGAAGCCUCGAGUGACAGCACUCCUGGCCACCAGGUGGCGUCAUCGUCACCCAAAGAAUCGCCCUACACCAUUCUACCCGACGUGCACUUCGCGCGCCUCCAGGACCAGCAGUCGGUCGCGCGGCCGAGCGCUUGGCCAGCGAGUGGUGGCUCCGACAGCGGUAGAAGCAGUGGUAGAAGCAGAAGCAGCGGCUUGACCUUUGCCAUCUCGGAGCCAGCCACACCGCACUGGACGCUGGGAUCCGCGGACUCGCUGUCAGACAACACAGACCAGCCAUGGGAAGGUCUGCAGAAACCACCGCCUCAGGCCGUGGAGAACCUUCCGCAAAACCAACUCCAGCAGCAGCAGCAGCAGCAGCAGCAGGAUCACGAGCUGCAGCGACAACGCACGCAGACAGAGCUCCACAAGCCGGAGGAGCAGACGCCAGUGUCCGAAUAUCUGGGACUCCACGUCUCCACAGUCUGACGAGGGUCGUGGUGUUCUUGUAUGCCACAGUGUCCGGCUCCAGGACAACUUGCUGACGACGCCAACAAUGUCUGAUACACACGUUCCUUGUAGCACACAGCUGUGAUGACAAUCAGUAACUUGGCUAACACUCGUCACAACACUUCACUCGUCACUUGUCACUUGGGAAACACGUUUUCAACAAACGGAGAACUACGUGACAAGCUGUCGUCCUCAACAUCUGGCAGGAGUAUGUAGAGUGAGCUAUUGUGCUCGCAAGCUCGUGCAGACUGUGACGUCAGCAAUGUACACCAGUGCUCGGCUAUACAUCUGCUGUUAGCGUGCUGACAAACGAGACAAGCUUGUUCUGAGUGUCACAAAUACUUAGAGACGUGCGGAGGAUGUAUCUACUAUUAGAGACCUACACAAAUGUUAUAAUACUCUGCGUUGGAGGAGGGAAUCUCAGGUUUUGCAACUGAAUUUUGUCGUCUGGCCCUGUGACUGUGGACAAGACAUAACCAUGGCCAGGCUGUGGGACUGUUUGAAUGGUUGUGCUGCUGGGGCAGCAAUCUGCACACGGCCCAAACAGAGGUCAAAGGUGUUUGCACGAUGCACACAUGACUGACCUUUGGUCAACAUGCAAAUAUCCGAGUGCUUUCAAGUUUUCUUGUUACUAGAGACAAUGAACAUUAGUGAAAUAGUUCAUGGCGCCAGGCAAGUAACCUCUUGCAGUCUUUCUCAGAGGUCACAUGACUGUUGUUCUACACGUGUAUGCUGCACACGUGACAUAUCUACACAGUUCCAUCCACGAGAACAUUCCAGAAGCACAAGAGUUCUGUCCACGAGACUGGGAUGCGGUCCUUCUGCUCGCACCUACAAGAUAAAAACUCCGCCUGUCGGUGUUUCCUGUGUUCGUUGUUAUGUUUGCUUUAGUUUGUCGUUUGUUGACAUGUUUAUAGCCUGGUGAUAAACACGACAAAGCUGUUUCUACGAUCACAUGUCACAUGUCACUCAAAUAAUUAUGAAUGUUAAUGUUUUCACCUUUGUGGAGCAUUGAUCUCCGCUCAAGAGGAAGCUUGGAGGAUAUUCCCAUGUGUAUCUGUGUUCUUUCUUUCUCUCUGUGUUUCAUGCAUGGUCAGUUCUGGUUUAACUGUCCACAAAAGAUGCAAAGUCGUGGCCAUGGAAUCGCAGAUGAAGUUGGUAAUUCAAGCCGAACUUUUUGUCUCGGCAAAAUCAUUGUCUUUGACUUUUAUUAUCAGUGCCUACCUUGACAGCUUCAGAGGCUGGAACUUUCUGUCCAUCUAUGAUGCAAACAUGAAUCAAUAGCAUUAUGACAAAAGUAUGAUGAACUCCAAAGAAAUGUUAGUUCAUCGGCACCUGCCAUGGACCUUACCUUACAGUCUACUAUAUUUAUGCAAUAAAAGCCAAGCUAUAUUGUAACUGCUACAUUUUACAGUUCUAACGGACAUUGUAUGCAUCAUUGGCCUGCGUAGGUUGUCCUCCAGGUAGCGGUGGUUGUGGGGGGAUGCCUUAUGGGAAGACUAUGGCGUCAGUCCAUGUCUGUACAGCCGUCCAAGAUGUUUGAUGAGAGAUUUCCACCUGUGUUUUCCCAGCCAUGACCACUGCAUGACGAGUGCCCUUAACUUUAGAGAAAACUUUGAUAUAUGCAUUUGAAAUGAUUGACCGUGUGGCUGUCUGCUACACAAAGCGAGCUUGGCGCAGAGAUUUUGUUCCGAGUGGACUACAGAACUUUUUUGUCUGUUUGUUCAGUUGCCUGGAGGGACAGAAAUCCGACUCAAUAUCGCAAACUUGCUCCUGUGUCCGAGCUACCUAUGGCCCGAAUGUAACAAACACUUGACAGUCACAAACCCUCGGCUGAUAAACGUCCUUUAUUUAAAAAUUACAAUAAGGUGAACUUCAAGAAAUAGUGAAUGACAGAGGUCACUGGAGUCGCUAAUGUUCACUGCUGAGUGUGACAGUUAGUGUAAAGUGUAGGCGGUAAAACAAAGAGGAUGGCCGGCUGUAGGUGUUUUGUAGCGGCAUCACUUUGAUCCUUCGUUGACGAAGAUGGUGCACCCGCAUCUCAAUUACCAUCCACAGCAAAUAAAGUCUUCGUCAUGUCCUAAGUGCAUCAUUCCUCGCCCUCGUUAAACGUGCAGAGCUACUCGAGCUGAAAUCACGAAAGCUUGCAGCCGUCUGCUUUCUCUUGGGAAACCUAGAACAUUUCGCUAGAAAUAUUUCUCCUGCAUCCGACUCCUUGCAAAUAGUAAGAGGCAGGCAGACCCGGGGGUUGUGGGAUGGGGGACAACUCUGUGACGCCACAGACCUCAACCUUGCCAACCAGUUCCAUUAGUUCUCUACUUCCCGCCUUUCCGCUUGUUUUCUCGGAGUUUCCCGUGGUAUCUCGGAGUUUCUCGUGGGAUCUCGGAGUUUCCCGUGGUAUCUCAGACUGGAGUCGUAGUUCUGUCUCCCUCCACGCGACGGAUUUAACAGUUUAUGCAAAUGUUGUCAUAGCUUUUUCUCCGUCCGCAAGGGUGAACUGUCUAGUUUUCUACACUUCAAUAUUUUUCUAGUUUUCCGUCUUCAGAAAGCACAAAUAACAGCGUAGAGAAUUGUGGGAAGUGCAGUUACAUGAAAUGUGCAGGACACCCGACAUCUGCUUUUUAUCCUUGUUGUUUCAUUAUCAUUAUUGUAAUUAUUGUGAUAAUCGCAGUAGUGUUGUUGUUUUCACUUUAAUGUUUAUUUUUCUGUUGUAUCCAGUAACCGAGAUGUCUGUAAAGGUUUGACAAUAGUUUGCUUUGACAUGUCGGCCAUGGAUCUCACUGCACUGGAUCUCACUGCACUGGAUCUCUGCUUUCUGUAACAGGAUAUACUGUAUGUUACAAAUGUUUUGCAAUUGGAAACCCAUGCAAUUAGAGCCACAAUAAUGUCAACACACAGUCAGUAUGUAAUGUAGACUUGUGUAAAGAUAAACCAAAGUUAGACGAGAGAUCAUUGACCAUGACAUGUCACGUGACAGGCGAGAGACUGAGAACAAAUCUCUGUCUCUCAAUUUAAUGUCGCACACAUUGACAGAGCAGUUCGCUUCUUUUUAAAAUGUCUAUUUUAGGAAGUAAAUGUCAAGUUGUUGAAGAAAAUGUGUUGGGUAAUCUGUAAAACUAUUUUGCUACCAGUGCGAAGGAGUUAGGAUGCAGAGCACGAGCUUCAUGUUGUUGUGUAGGUGGCUUCACUUUAUCAAUCACCGUCCACGACGACUGCGGCCUUCCACGUGAUGAACUGUCAGACACUUCUGGACAAGCUAGCGGCCAUUUUGUACACGCCUUCACUACUUGGGGCAAAAUGUGUAUGCAUUCUUCUUCCUGCCAUCCUUGACAUCCACAGUCGUCACUGUCGUUGGUGUUACUUUGUUGUGCAUGUCUAAUGAAAACAUUGAAAUAUUUUGUGAUGUUGUAGUGAUGACACUGAGCAUCAGACAACGGAUGUUGUAGAGGUGUGUGACAUGUUGGUUUGUAUUUUACACUCGGUUCCUGUCUGGUUCACGUGUGGUUCACUCAUUCUCUCAAUUUGAUGUUCGCCGUGUGUUGUGCCAUAAUCGCACACACUCUCUAGACGGACUGCGCAGCUGCGGAAGUGCUCAAUAAAUCUCUAGAAUAAGAAAGCAAACUCCUCCAAUAGUCCGCAGUUUUACUGCGUUGCCAUGGCGACUGGGCAGCGGGUAAGUGAGGGCUGAGUAAGAACUAAUAUCACGUCAAUUGGUUCCGUGAAACAGCUUAAGGGUGGGGAACGGGUGGGGAACGGGUGGGGAACGGGUGGGGAGGAAGGCAGACUAGAAAUGUCUUCACCAAUCAGUGGCAAGAGAGAACACACCAACAGACAAAGAUAGAUUGAGGGAAAUACAGAUGAAGCUGGCACUGCCACCAGAAGACCUGCAAGUCAGCUAAGAAGUAGAAAUCAUUAUUUUAACAAGAGCGCAGACAUCUUGGCAACACGUCAGCAGUGAUGUCUACUAGCAAUCACGGAAGAAAGAACGGAGGGAGACACAUAGAACGAAAGAAAAACAAAGGAAAGGAGAAAGGAAUAAACGAAAGAGAGAAAGUAAUAAUACUUCUGUGAAGACGUUUUAAGACAAGGAGGUGCCAGAGUUGCCAGGAAGAGAUGGCUGCUGGUCCUCCAGUCAGUCUGUUGCCCACGCGCAUGGCAAUGGCGGUCGCAGCUGUUUGUUUGCUCAGCCAUAACGAUCGUGGCCUGCCAUCACUUGAUUCUCUCACACUGCUCCCAGCAUGCUUUGCGCAUUGACGUCUGCUUGGUGCCGGUGCACCCAGUCAAGCGGUGUGACGACGGUCUACGACAACUACCACCAGGCCUGCAUCACCACCGCCCUCUAAACAACUUCUUCUCUUUGUUACUUACUCUUACUAGACAAACACAUUGUGGAGUGUGUGUGUGUGACCUAUGACCUGGUGUUUCUGAUGAAGACAGACAUGACGCACGUGUAGCUACAGUCACACCAUGUGAAUAACUCGGGCUAACCCAGUGUCUGUCAUGACACAAUAGUCCACACUGUGUAUGUUGGACAUGACUAUCAUCGUAAACCACCCUGUCAGACUUGUCCUUCUGUCUGCAGGGUGUAUACAAGUCGUUGUGUGCAGCAGGCAGGUCUCUCCACACCUGAGUGCACACCUCUCCACACCUGAGUGCACACCUGACCCUCCACACACGUGACCAUGAAGUGUGCAUCACAUACACAAACAUCAUCGCCUUCACCAGCUGCAGAGCAUAAUCAGUCCUUCUUUCCUUUCAAUCCUGACUUUAAGGUCAAUAUUGAGAGACUUCACCUGAUUAUUGUCUGAUUAAUUAACUUUCAUAAUAUUCUGCUGUGUCAGACAGCUUCAGUGUUCUCGUGCGCGCUUCUCUUGGUGUGACUUGAAUCACAGGUGCGCAGGUGUAUACACAGCGUUUGUGUGUGUGAGAGAGAGACAGACAGAGAGAGAGAGAGACAGAGAGGUGAAGACAAUAUAUUACGACAGUUGAGCAAUGCACAUAAUAUUUACAUGAUGCACAUAAUAUUUACAUGAUGCACAUAAUAUUUUCAACAAAACUACUUGACCUUGUGUAUAAAGAUGAAUAUUUUGCCUUUAAGAAAUAUUACUUAUACUUUUCAGAAAGUCUUUUUGAACACUGGCCUGAAUGAUGAAUGUGUGUGUGCGUGUGUGUGUGUGCGUGUGUGUGUGUGUGUUCAUUACCGUGUGAGCAGCUUGACGUGUCCUACAAGUACUUACCUUUGUUGAGUAUGCUCACAGGUGUGUCGUCACGUGAUGUUUGUACAGUUGUACAGGUCCCUAACCUCUGUUCAUGUCCAUGCUCACCUUUACCCAAAUAACUAAUUGCUGUAAUUACAUGUUACUGUUGGACAGUUAAUCGGAAGUGAUUGAUUUUUUGAUUAACGGAAAGUUAAUUAAAACUGUUUUGUUUAAUGAUUAAUAUCUGACACAGUGACAUAUCACGUGUACAACUGAUUGUAGUAAUAAACUGAGCUUAAACACU
Pomacea canaliculata is the source of this 11398-nucleotide messenger RNA. RefSeq lists its product as uncharacterized. Bases 899 to 5875 code for a protein of 1658 amino acids. Gene Ontology annotation, molecular function: adenylate cyclase inhibiting G protein-coupled glutamate receptor activity. The record is from RefSeq and is a predicted model, not a curated record. Gene Ontology annotation, cellular component: membrane. NCBI's taxonomy places the organism in Eukaryota, Metazoa, Mollusca, Gastropoda, Architaenioglossa, Ampullariidae. The transcript is spliced from 19 exons. Gene Ontology annotation, biological process: G protein-coupled receptor signaling pathway.